AUGGAUGCCAAGGGCCGUUAUCCUGCAAGGAUGCGUGCUGACCUUGAGGAGCUGUGCUUGGCGGUUGGGCAAAUGCGACAGAAGCUCGUGCUAUCACAUGGCUGCCUGCAACAAGCCGCCGAGGUCGACGCAGAAGUUCGGAAGCUUCCUGUCUCGAAAGCGGCUGUGGAGGAGUUGGAGCAAGUGGUGCUGCGCUCGCAGCUCGAAGUCUCGAAGGCCGAGAAUGUGGCCGAGGAGCAGAGGAGAUCCCGCGAAGCCGAGCUAGCGGCCCUCCAGCGCUUUGCCGAAGAGACGGAGGCAGCGGCGCGCCAACUGGAGGCGGAGGCAGUUUUGGCCAAAGGUCGCCAGCUCCCGACGCCAACGACUGCGGCAGCCCCGGCACAGCGGAUGCGCGAGGAGGAGGGGGAGGAGGUGCAGAGCUAUGAGUGGCUUCGAAUGUCUCGCGAGGACGAUUCCCGGCAGGCAUUUUUGGGUCUCUGCUUCGUGGAUGACUUCGAAGCUCGGAGACGCCUGGCUCGGCUUCUGACGGCCAAGGUAAGGCGCCGGACGCCUUUCCAGGACGUGCCUUCUUCGAUCGUCGAAUGUUUGGACAUGCUUUCGCAGGCUGGUCCGUAUCGCCUUCUUUUCGAAGAGUUCCGUGAGAUCGUGGAACUGAUUGAGGAGCUGCAUGUUUCGUCGCAGCGCCGAUUCAGGCCUGAAUUGAAUGUCCAGCGGACGCCACCGCGGCAGUGGGCCCUCCCAGGGACAGAGAGUCGGAAACUGCGGCCCUUCGAGGCCGCGCUUUUCGACAGGUGUGACGGAGGUGUUCCAGCAUUUCCAGCCCAACCAGCUGAGUUCAAGAGCUUGUUGCGGACUCCUUCAGGAAAAGGGCCACGAAACGAUGCA
Symbiodinium sp. CCMP2456 is the source of this 885-nucleotide messenger RNA. The record is from the annotation of a GenBank genome assembly. Lineage: Eukaryota; Dinophyceae; Suessiales; Symbiodiniaceae.